Messenger RNA from Beta vulgaris subsp. vulgaris (sugar beet), 4460 nucleotides. RefSeq lists its product as uncharacterized. The record is from RefSeq and is a predicted model, not a curated record. The transcript is spliced from 15 exons. Gene Ontology annotation, molecular function: protein kinase activity; ATP binding. Bases 239 to 4351 code for a protein of 1370 amino acids. Gene Ontology annotation, biological process: protein phosphorylation. NCBI's taxonomy places the organism in Eukaryota, Viridiplantae, Streptophyta, Magnoliopsida, Caryophyllales, Amaranthaceae.
UGUGCUGGAUGACUUUUCUAUGUUAUCACUUUGUUCAAUAGUCAAGAGUUGCAUUAGAUGUUGCUAUUAUGUUAGAAAGUGUAAGAAGACUUGCAUUGCGUUUGCAGCCUAACCUCGUCUUCUUGAAAUGGUGGCCUUCUAAUUUAUGAAGGUUGCCUUUAUUGGAAAAUUUGCUUCCCUGGACUUUGGAGAUAUUAAUGAUAAUAUCGAAUAUUUAUUCGAAUAACUCUACUUUCAUAUGGCAUACUUUGCUACCAGUUGGUCUCCUUCUCUUCCCUUUUUAAUCUCUGCGCUUAUCUGCUUGGCUAAUCAUAUCGCAGUAGCUCAGCCCGAGCAUGUGCGUUCCCUUUGCCCAGACACAGAGACUGUUGCUCCAACUAGCCAAUAUCAGACUAAUGUUGAUACACUUAUCUUUUUUCUCUCAUCUAACACCACCAGAUGGAAAAUUGCCUACAACGCAACUGCAGGAAAUGGAGCCAAUCAGGUCUAUGGUUCCUAUUUCUGUCGUUAUGACCAAACUAGUGCGUUCUGCGAGGAGUGCAUCUCCUUGGCCAUCGAUUCCUUAAUCGCCGAUUGCCGUGGAAGAAAAGAAUCUAUAGUAUGGUAUGAUCAAUGUUUCGUGCGAUACUCCAAUGAAUCUUUCUAUGGUACCAUGAUUGACGCUCCUAUGAUAGCGUAUUGGAACACACAAAAUCCUGUCGGCAUACAGAACAUCACGAGCAACCAGACGGCUUUUAUGCAAGUUCUGCUAGGAGUUCUGGGAGUUGUUUCAUCCCAAGCAGCAAAUGGUGGGCCACCUCAAAUGUAUGCCACAGAAGAAGACACAUUUGUGGGUAACCUGACUAGCAUGAGCACGAUCUUCUCGCUUGCUCAGUGCACCCCAGAUAUAUCUAUGAGUGACUGCAGUACUUGUCUCCAAAUGACCAUUGGUAACGUGACAGAGUUGUGCGAUAUGAAGGGAGGUUGUAAUGUGAUGUGCCCCAAUUGUAAUAUAAGGUACGACAUAAAUGCUUUUUAUGGAGAUGCCCUAACACCCCUUUCAGUACCUUCGCCGCCUCCCUCUUCUGGAGAUGCCUCGCGAAGAAAUGCAUUAAUUGUGGGCAUUUCCAUUUCAGCUGGGGUGAUUCUACUUGGGGCUUGUAUUUUUGUUUGGAAGAUGAAGUCCAAGAAAGCACUUACAGUGAAAUAUUCGGGGGCAGCUCUAGUAACAGAAGCGGAGGAGAUUGAAAGUGUGGAGUCCCUGAAGUUCGACUUGACCACAAUAAGGAGGGCAACCAAUGAUUUCUCUGCAGAUAAAAAGCUAGGACAGGGUGGAUUUGGUGAGGUUUACAAGGGAAAGCUUGAAAAUGGACAUUAUAUAGCUAUAAAGAGGCUCUCUGGCAAUUCUAAACAGGGAAUUGGAGAGUUUAAGACAGAAGUUGCUCUAGUUGCAAAACUUCAGCACCGAAAUUUGGUCAAACUCUUGGGCUUUUGCCUGUCAGGAGAGGAAAAGAUACUCGUGUAUGAGUUUUUGCCUAACAAGAGUCUCGAUCUUUUUCUAUCAGAUCCAACAAGGCGGGCAUCUUUAAAUUGGAGAACAAGAUUUAAUAUUAUAAAAGGAAUUGCAAGAGGGCUUCUAUACCUUCAUGAAGAUUCUCGACUUAAGAUUGUCCAUCGUGAUCUUAAACCUAGUAAUAUACUUUUAGAUGAGGCUAUGAAUCCAAAAAUAGCAGAUUUUGGCAUGGCAAAGCUUUUUGGAGUAGAUCAAACUCAAGACAACACGGAUAGAAUUGUUGGAACUUUCGGUUACAUGGCUCCAGAAUAUAUAGCUGCUGGCUACUUCUCUGUUAAAUCAGAUGUCUAUAGCUUUGGAAUCAUAAUCCUGGAGCUUGUGAGUGGUCUAAGAAAGAAGUACUUCCGUCAACAAGAAAAUAAUGAGUCCCUUGUUUACCGGGCAUGGACUCUGUGGAAUGAAGGGAACCCAUUGAAGUUGACUGAUCCAACUUUUGGCGAUGAUUAUCCUGUUGAUGAAAUUAAAAAGUGCAUCCACAUUGGUAUGUUAUGCAUCCAAGAAGAACCAGCUAACAGACCGCGAAUGGCAUCAAUUGUUGCUGCGCUUAAUGGGGAGUCUGUCCCUUUGCCUUCACCAACCGUGCCUCUUUUCGUGACUGGUGACACAGAUAAUAGUAUUGAGCGUGGCACAGAUCAACCUGCUAUUGUGUUAGAAGUAAUGGAGAAUAUAACUGAAUUGUAUCCUCGACACCCUUAUCUAAAAUGCUUUUUUUCUCAUUUAUUUGCCAAAAUGACAGUGGAAGGUUAUUGGUUUCCUCUUCGAUCGGAACUAGGAUUUCCUCCGGAAACUGGAAAGAGCUUCAAUUUCAUUGCAAAGAUCCUCGAAGAUCAAAAGGAGUAUAAGGACGAUACCGAAGAAGUAGCUCAGCCGGAGUAUGUGAGUUCCUUUUGCCCAGACGCGGAGACUGUUGCUCCAAAUAGCCAAUAUCAAACCAACGUUGACACACUUAUCUCUUUUCUCUUAUCUAACACCACCACUUGGAAAAUUUCCUACGAUGCAACUGCUGGAAAUGGAGCCAAUCAGGUCUAUGGUGCAUAUUUUUGUCGCAUUGACCAAACUAGUGUGUUCUGCCAAGACUGCAUCUCCUCGGCCAUCAAUUCCUUAAACGAACAUUGCCGUGGAAAGAGAAAAUCAAUAGCGUAUUAUGAUCAAUGUUUGGCAAGAUACUCCGAUGAAUCUUUCUAUGGUACCAUGACUGGCGCUCCUAUGAUACCAUAUUGGAACACACGAAUUUCUGUUGACAUACAGAACAUUACGAGCAACCACACAGCUUUUAUGCAAGUUCUGCAAGGAGUUCUGAGAGUUGUUUCAUCCGAAGCAGCAAAUGGUACAAACCAAAAAUUUGCGACAAAAGAAGACACAUUUGUGGGUAACUCGACAAGCAUGAACACAAUCUACACACUUGCUCAGUGCAACCCAUAUAUAUCUGCGAGUGACUGCAACACUUGUCUCCAGAUGGCCAUUGGCAACAUGACAGAGAUGUGCAGUAUGAGGGCAGGCUGCACAGUCAUGUGCCCUGAUUGUAAUAUAAGGUACGACAUAAAUGCUUUUUAUGGAGAUGCCUUGACACCCACUUCGGUACCUUCAUCGCCUCCUUCUUCUAUAGAUCAGUCGAGAGAAGGAAAACCAGCGUCAAUGCGAAAAAUAGCAUUAAUUGUGGGGAUUUCCAUUUCAGCUGCUGUGAUUCUUAUUGGGGCUUGUGUUUUUGUGUGGAAGAGAAAGUCCAAGAGAGCAUUUACAGUGAAAUAUUCGGGGCCAGCUCUUGUAACAGAAGCAGAUGAGAUUGAAACGGUGGAGUCCUUGAAGUUCGACUUGACCACAAUACGGAAGGCAACCAAUGAUUUCGCUGCAGAUAAAAAGCUAGGAGAGGGUGGUUUUGGUGAAGUUUACAAGGGAAAGCUUGAAAAUGGACAAUAUAUAGCUAUAAAGAGGCUUUCUAUCAAUUCCAAACAGGGCAUUGAUGAGUUUAAGACUGAAGUUGCUCUAGUUGCAAAACUUCAGCACCGAAAUCUGGCCAAACUCUUGGGCUUUUGCCUCUCAGGGAAGGAAAAGAUACUUGUGUAUGAGUUUUUGGCUAAUAUGAGUCUUGAUCGUUUUCUAUCAGAUCCAACUAGCCGUGAACUUUUAAACUGGAGAACAAGAUUUAAGAUCAUAGGAGGGAUCGCUAAAGGGCUUCUAUACCUUCAUGAAGAUUCGCGACUCAGGAUUGUGCAUCGAGAUCUUAAACCAAGUAAUAUAUUGCUAGAUGAAGCGAUGAAUCCUAAGAUAGGAGAUUUUGGCAUGGCAAAGCUCUUUGGGAUGGAUCAAACUCAAGACAACACGGAUAGAAUUGUUGGAACUUUCGGGUACAUGGCUCCAGAAUAUAUAGCUGCCGGCUACUUCUCAGUUAAAUCAGAUGUCUAUAGCUUUGGAAUCAUAAUCUUGGAGCUUGUGAGUGGUCUAAGGAACAAAUACUUCUGCCAAGAAGGAAAUUAUGAGUCACUCUUGUAUCGGGCAUGGACACUAUGGAACGAAGGGAUCCCAUUGAAGUUGACUGAUCCAAUUUUUGGUGAUGAAUAUCCUGUUGAAGAAAUGACAAAGUGCAUCCACAUUGGCCUUUUAUGCAUCCAAGAAGAUGCAGCUAAGAGACCGCGAAUGGCAUCAAUUGUUGGCGCGUUUAAUGGUGAAUCCAUCACUCUGCCUUCACCAACCCCGCCUCUUUUUUUGACUGGUGACAGAGAUAAGGGUAUGAAGGAUAGCUCUCAUCAACAUACUUAUGCAUCUGGAGUAAUGGACGUCACUGAAUUGCACCCUCGAUAAUGUUGGUUAUUGGUAGAGAUUCCCCUAUCAAACAUAGAUUUAGCUGUAUAUAAGAUACUAUAACUGUAUAAAUCUUAUAUGAUUCCACAUCAAGUUUUUAUUUCUUGUA